AUGGGGUUCUCAGCUCUUCCACUUGAGAUGAUUUAUCUCAUCGCUGAAUACUUGGAACUCGAAAGCGACAUCAACGCUCUGUCACGGACAACGCGCCAACUGCACAACCUGCUGAACAAAUAUCUAUACAAGCAUAAUGUCAAACAUAACGGGGGUUGCGCGCUCGAAUGGGCAGCUCGGCAUGGGCGUACAUCUGUUGCUCAAAAAUCACUGGAAGCCGGAGCCCUGCUUUAUGCUACAGUCAACGAGUCCAUGCAGCCGAUAUGCCUGGCGUCUGCUCAUGGACAUGAUGCUGUAGUCAAGAUUUUCUUGGAAUGGGGUGUUUGUCCGAAUGGAGAAAAGGAAUGGUGGCCAAAGAGGCCGUGGCCCCUUGAGGACGAACCAUUUGAGAAUUAUUUUACCGGGGAGGAUCUACUCGAGAAUUUUGACUUUGACGCGUGGUUAGAGGACUCCCCGGUGAACGGGGACCAAGAUCCUAUCAUCUUGGCUAUUCGCUAUGGUCACGAGUCCGUUAUUCAACUGCUGCGUGCCCACGGUGGAAUGGCGAAUUGGGAUCAGGAUAAGGCCUCUGAGGCCUUAACUACUGCUGUUGAAGGUGGAAAUUUAGAGAUUGUGAAAACCAUCGCCCGGGAAUAUCCCGAAACUAUGAGCUACUUGGUCAGAGAAAAGAGGAGGCUACUCUCACUGGCUAAGAAGACAGAGAUUGCUUCCUUUUUGGUCAAUGCCGGGGUUCCUCUAGAUGGUGCAGAGCCUGGUUGGCUUACUCCUUUGAGCUGUGCUGUAGAGUCCUCCAAUGUGGAUCUCAUUCGGUUUUUGGUUGAGAGCGGAGCCUGUCCAACUCAUCCAUGGCCACAUGGAGUCACCCUUUGGCUAAUGAGGCGGGCUGCACAGAACUUUGAUGGACAGGAUAGGUCACUAGAAGUGGUCCAGUAUUUACUUUCCCAUGUCGACGUGGACAGCAAAAUCAACGCUGGGGGCGAAGAUAUGAUUAUACUUCUACUAGUAGCUGCUACCUGUGACUUUGAAGAAAUUAUAGAGAAGAUCUUGAAGACUGGGUGUCAUCCAGACACUACAGCCGGGCCUUGCCCAGAAUGGUUUGGGGAAUCCCGCACAGCACUUUCAUGGGCCGUGCAGAGGGGAAACGUCAGAAUUGCUAGGCUUCUGCUUGAAAAAGGCGCUGAUCCUAACAAACUCAAAGAAAGGGAAGAAACCCCACUAAUUGUAGCCUGUGAGACCGGAAACAUUGAUAUGGUGGUACUACUUCUUGAGCACGAUGUUGAUCUGAAUUGCAAAAAUAAGCAUAGAGAUCCCGCUCUUGUCACGGCCAUACCAUUCCCAGAACUGUUUAGUAUACUCCUUGAGAGAACAGCAGAUUCUCAGGUAGCCUUCGAUCAUGACGAGUUGAACCUGAUGGAAAUUGCUGUGAGAAGCGGAAAUGUUGCCAUGGUCCAAAUGCUGCUCGAUCGGGGGUUUUCAUUAGAAAGGCCCCGAGGAGUGUCAGAAGUGACAACCAUGGUAAGUCAAGCAGUCAGAGGAGGUGUCGCCAUGCUUGAAUUCUUGCGUCCAUAUGGUGUGGUACCAGUUGCUGGCAAUGCCGAAGCACAAAUUGCACUGAGAUGCGCCAUCCGGGCGGGACACACGUUGGUCACGAAAUAUCUCCUCGAUCAAGGGUUCGACCCAAAUCCAACGGCUUCUGAACUUCCAUCUUUCACUGAACAUCCUGCCUCCUACCUGGGAGACGCAGCAAACGCUGGUGAUCCUCAGGCAGCAGCAGCGACUCUUGACGUACUACUAUCUCAUGGUGCGAAUAUAGACAAAUUGGAUACAUUUUAUGCUUCGAGGCGCUCCGUUGGUCCUUUCAUGUCGGAAGGUCAGCUGACUGUCCUUCGACUUCUCCUCGAACGAGGGGCUUCUCCUCUGCCCGAGCAUAAGUUUGGCUCAUCAGCGCUGAAAGUCGCUGUGAAAGCAAAUAGCAAAGAGGCCAUUGAUCUCUUGCUAUCCUUUACCGAUGUACAUAGUCUUUCCCUUAAUGAUCUGCAUCGCAACUUGCUUUUGGCUGAAGGGAUAUUAACCGAGUGGGACAAAUGGCACUUGUCAGCGGCUCGGUAUACCAUCAGGCUCUGGAGGCAACUUUAUUGGCGCAAGAGGCAUCCGGUGCCCGCAUGA
This is a messenger RNA of Penicillium vulpinum, 2166 nucleotides long. RefSeq names its product ankyrin repeat domain-containing protein. The transcript has a single exon. NCBI's taxonomy places the organism in Eukaryota, Fungi, Ascomycota, Eurotiomycetes, Eurotiales, Aspergillaceae. The record is from RefSeq and is a predicted model, not a curated record. Gene Ontology annotation, molecular function: protein binding. Bases 1 to 2166 code for a protein of 721 amino acids.